This is a messenger RNA of Scheffersomyces amazonensis, 996 nucleotides long. RefSeq names its product adenosine 5'-monophosphoramidase (gene HNT1). The record is from RefSeq and is a predicted model, not a curated record. Gene Ontology annotation, molecular function: catalytic activity. The transcript has a single exon. Bases 469 to 927 code for a protein of 152 amino acids. Lineage: Eukaryota; Fungi; Ascomycota; Pichiomycetes; Serinales; Debaryomycetaceae. Gene Ontology annotation, biological process: nucleotide metabolic process.
GAUAGAUAAGUGUUAGUGAGUCUUUAGUUACCGAGACUGACUCAGUCUCAGUCCCCUAUUCGAUCAGGUGGGGGAUCACGUUGCUAACAUAUACAAUAAUAUAAAGUAUAACUACAUAUCUAUACAUAUAAUUUACAAAUUCAAUUUCACAGUACUAGCAGUUUUAUAGAUCAUAUAUAACAGAAACUUAUGGCGCAUAUUACAUAUUAUAUAGUAGCUAAGCUAGAGUAGUAAGAGUCUCUCACUAGCAUUCUUACUAGCUACUCUCACUAGCAUUUCUCACUAGAAUUCUCACUACCACUACGAUUCUCACUAGCCUCCCAAUGGCUACCCCAGAAAAAGUCCCAACCAAAACUCGACCCAUUUGACACGACCCCUCCCUGUUGGAACUUUUUCAGAAGGGAGACAGACACGGAUAACCACUAUUAGCUGAUUGACUCAAUUGUAGCAUAUUAAAAAAAUUUGACAAUGGCUUCAACUGCUGCUGCUCACGACGCCGCAUGUAUCUUCUGUAAGAUUAUUAAGGGAGAAAUUCCUUCAUUCAAAUUAAUUGAAACUCCAUUAACUUAUUCAUUUCUUGAUAUUCAACCAAUUGCUCAAGGUCAUGUACUUAUAAUUCCAAAAUAUCAUGGACCUCGUUUACAUAAUAUUCCAGAUGAAUAUUUAAGUGAUAUCUUACCAGUAGUUAAAAAAUUAACUAAAGUUUUACAACUUGAUGAUAAUGAUAAAUUAAUUGGUGAUGGUUAUAAUGUCUUACAAAAUAAUGGAAGUAUUGCUCAUCAAGUUGUUGAACAUGUUCAUUUCCAUUUAAUUCCAAAAAAGACUGAAGAUACAGGAUUAAUUGUUGGUUGGCCUGCUGAAGAAACUAAUUUUGAAAAAUUAGGUAAACUUCAUAAAGAAUUACAAGAAAAAUUGAAUAAAUUAUGAUUGAUUAAUAUUAUAAAUUAAUAUUAUAAUUGACAUUAUCAUAUAAUAUAUUAAAUAAAUAUUAUUUAU